Molecule: messenger RNA, 2064 nt
Organism: Doryrhamphus excisus (bluestripe pipefish)
Lineage: Eukaryota; Metazoa; Chordata; Actinopteri; Syngnathiformes; Syngnathidae
Gene: cdk7
Product: cyclin-dependent kinase 7
Biological process (GO): protein phosphorylation; positive regulation of transcription by RNA polymerase II
Cellular component (GO): transcription factor TFIIK complex; cytoplasm; transcription factor TFIIH holo complex
Molecular function (GO): cyclin-dependent protein serine/threonine kinase activity; ATP binding; RNA polymerase II CTD heptapeptide repeat kinase activity
Source: RefSeq, a predicted model, not a curated record
CCUUUAAUAAAGCGGAAGUUGACAUUCAUGCCGCCGGUGACAGUUAUCAACGAUGGCACUUGAUGUAAAGUCCAGAGCCAAAAGAUAUGAGAAGCUGGAUUUUCUCGGAGAGGGUCAGUUUGCUACAGUGUACAAAGCCAGAGACAAAAAGACAGACACGAUAGUUGCCAUUAAAAAGAUUAAAGUUGGCCACAGAACUGAGGCGAAAGAUGGUAUCAACAGGACUGCACUGCGAGAGAUAAAAUUGCUGCAGGAGCUGCAUCAUCCAAAUAUUAUUGGGUUGCUAGAUGCAUUUGGACAUAAAUCUAACAUCAGCCUGGUGUUUGAUUUCAUGGAAACUGAUUUGGAGGUGAUCAUCAAAGACACCAGCCUAGUUCUGACGCCAGCCAAUAUCAAAGCUUACAUCCUCAUGACUCUGCAGGGAUUAGAGUACAUGCAUCAACACUGGGUCUUACACAGGGAUUUGAAGCCCAAUAAUCUUUUGCUUGACGGUUACGGAGUGUUGAAGUUGGCUGACUUCGGUUUGGCCAAAGCAUUUGGCAGUCCUAACAGAGUCUACACUCAUCAAGUUGUUACCAGGUGGUACCGCUCCCCUGAGCUUCUGUAUGGCGCCAGGAUGUAUGGAGUGGGUGUUGACAUGUGGGCAGUGGGAUGCAUCCUGGCAGAAUUGCUCCUGCGGACACCGUUUCUUGCUGGAGACUCGGAUCUUGACCAGCUCACCAAGAUCUUUGAGGCUCUUGGGACACCCACGGAAGACUCAUGGCCUGGAGUGGGCAGUCUACCAGACUAUGUGCCAUUCAAAAUAUUUCCUGGGACGCCUUUAGAGCACAUAUUUAGUGCAGCUGGAGAUGACUUGCUGGAGUUGCUCCAUGGGCUCUUUACAUUUAACCCCUCCACAAGGACUACAGCCACACAGGCUCUGAAGAUGAGGUACUUCAGCAAUCGACCUGGUCCUUCUCCUGGCGCCCAACUCCCCCGACCCAACUGCUCUGCCGAAGCUCUGCGAGAGAUGGAUACAGCUCGGCUCAAGAGGAAAACGGAAGGCCUGGAGACAACUUCCAUGAAAAAGAAGCUGAUGUUCUAACCAAAUGGGACCAGAUGUCCUCUUUCACGGCAAAGGUGCUGCUGUGUCCUUCAGUCCAGCUGGAGAUGUAAAUUAGCACCUGUGGUCAUUCGACACAGUUGUGAUGCCUGCCUGAAUGAUCUAUGGCAAUAACCUGCUCCAUUGUGGAUAAUUUAAGGGGCUGAAAAAGACAAAGACCACACAAGCAAGCCUCGUCUAUUUCUUGAUAUAUUAUUAGGACAUCCAGCCCCUGCAACCAUGGACACGUCUAUGAGGUGAAAGGUCACUUAUGUUGUAGUUGAUGCCACCAAUGUUUGGGGCAAUCAAGGGGUUCCACACCAAACUUAACCAGUGGGUCAGUGUCAGUCAUGCUGAAUUGUUGGCACAUAAUGAUGUAUUGAUAAAAUGAGGCAUCCAUCUGACCCAACUGUUACAGUGUGCCUCAAUACUUUUGUCCAUAUAGAGUAUGUGUCAGAUGUGUGCACUUGAGUCAUGUGACUUGACAAUAUCAUCAAAUACUUACAACUUGGACUUUGACAUCAAUUACUCAGACUUUAGUCUGAUGAUUUGAAAAUAAUUGGGUUUCAGUGAAUGUGUUGUGUAAAAUGUGUCUCCAUUCAAACAGAACUAUUCAAAAUGCAUUUACUGUAUUUGUCAAAUGUAUAGAUUGUUACAUUGUUAAAAUGUCAUUUUAUUUUGGAGACACUAAACAGUGCUUAUGACUUGUAAGGUUUCAAGCCUAUGACUUCAGACUGUAAUCAACCUGUCUCGUCUUGACUUGAGAUUACUUGGACUUGCACAUCUUCACUCUAGACUUGCAAAACUUGAUCCCACUUCUGGUAUGUAUGAUGAGUUUUGUAUUAAAAAACAAAAAAUCUUUCUGGAGUGAUUAUGCAUAAAAUAUGUACUGUAAGAUUAUCAGCCCAUGACAUGUGGUCCAUUGUGUAUUUGCAUGCGGGGGGUGUUAUGUCUCUCUUUUCAUCAACGCACAUACAGCUUGA